Pteropus alecto (black flying fox) is the source of this 2163-nucleotide messenger RNA. RefSeq names its product 5-phosphohydroxy-L-lysine phospho-lyase (gene PHYKPL). Gene Ontology annotation, cellular component: mitochondrion. The record is from RefSeq and is a predicted model, not a curated record. The transcript has 11 exons. Lineage: Eukaryota; Metazoa; Chordata; Mammalia; Chiroptera; Pteropodidae. Gene Ontology annotation, molecular function: transaminase activity; pyridoxal phosphate binding. The coding region runs from base 13 to 1380 and encodes 455 amino acids.
CUGCCAGGCGCCAUGGCUGCGAAUCCGCGCGGGAAGGCCGAGACAUUGGCUCGGAGGCGACGGCUGCUCAGCUCUUCCUGCAGACUCUUUUUUCCCGAGGAUCCUAUUAAGAUUGUCCGGGGCCAAGGGCAAUACGUGUAUGAUGAACAGGGCACAGAAUACAUCGAUUGCAUCAACAAUGUGGCUCACGUUGGGCACUGCCACCCUCUCGUGGUCCAAGCGGCACAUGAACAGAACCAGGUGCUCAACACCAACAGCCGGUACCUGCAUGACAACAUCGUGGAUUACGCACAGAGGCUGUCCGAAACCCUGCCGGAGAAGCUCUGUGUUUUUUAUUUCCUGAAUUCUGGGUCAGAAGCCAAUGACCUAGCCCUGAGGCUGGCCCGCCAGUACACAGGACACUGGGACGUGGUGGUAUUAGACCAUGCUUAUCACGGUCACCUGAGCUCCCUGAUCGACAUCAGCCCCUACAAGUUCCGGAACCUGGAUGGCCAGAAGGAGUGGGUCCAUGUGGCGCCUCUCCCAGACACCUACCGGGGCCCCUACCGGGAGGACCACCCCAGUCCGGCUGAGGCCUAUGCCAGCGAGCUGAAACGCGUGGUCAGCAGUGCACGGGAGCAGGGCAGGAAGAUUGCCGCGUUCUUUGCCGAGUCUCUGCCCAGCGUGGGAGGGCAGGUCAUUCCCCCUGCUGGAUUCUUCCCAGAAGUGGCAGAGUACAUCCGCAGGGCCGGAGGGGUCUUUGUCGCAGACGAGAUUCAAGUGGGCUUUGGCCGAGUAGGCAAGCACUUCUGGGCCUUCCAGCUGCAGGGGAAAGACUUUGUCCCCGACAUUGUCACCAUGGGCAAGUCCAUUGGCAACGGCCACCCCGUAGCCUGCGUGGCCACAACCCAAGCUGUGGCGAGGGCAUUUGAAGCCACCGGCGUCGAGUACUUCAACACGUUUGGGGGCAACCCGGUGUCCUGCGCCGUGGGGCUGGCCGUCCUGGAUGUCUUGGAGAAGGAGCAGCUGCAGGCCCACGCCGCCCAUGUGGGCAGCUUCCUGAUGGAGCUCCUGGGGCAGCAGAAAGCCAAACAUCCCAUCAUCGGGGACAUCAGGGGUUUCGGGCUCUUCAUUGGUGUGGAUCUGAUCAAAGAUGAGGCCACGAGGACACCAGCAACCGAAGAGGCUGCCUACUUGGUGUCCAGGCUGAAGGACAACUAUGUUCUGCUGAGCACUGACGGCCCCGGGAGGAACGUCCUCAAGUUUAAGCCCCCUAUGUGCUUCAGCUUGGACAACGCGCAACAGGUGGUGGGAAAGCUGGAUGCCAUCCUGACAGGUGAGCUUGAAGCCCAAGGGACAACUGACCAUAUCCCUAGAGUCCAAUAUGGAGCAAGGAGCUGAAGGAGAGGGGUCCUAUUGGCCCAGGGCUCCCCAUUCCUGCCUGUGCCGGUGAGAGCUGAGCCUCCACCCCCCAGCCUGGGCAGGCAGCACCAAGGGGUGCGGGGCAAGGGAGCAGGGCCAGCCCAAAGGCCACUGUGAAAUGAUCGCAGCUUUGUGCUUGAGGCUAAGGUCACCAAAAGCUGCUGAGCAGCUGAAAUGAGAUUUACACCGAGGUCUGACAAGAACACAAAAUGAAAUUCCUCUGCACAUUCCCAAUCACCCAGGACCAUCAAAGCCAGCCCAGGGUCUCCCCUCAACCCACUACUAGAAAUCUGUAAUUACUGAAUUGGAUGCUGAAUGCAGGAUAUGCUGUGCCAUCAAAAGCUCAGUGGGGACCCAAAGUAGGCAAAGUCCUAUCUUCUGGUAGAAAUCAGAGCAGCCCUUCUCUGUCCUCACCUGAGCUUUUUCACUGCUGGCUCCAGGGCUCUGAAGCUGAGGGCCAACCCCUACUGGACAUAACUGGAGGUGACAUAGGACCUGAGGAGGCAGGGAGGCUGACUGAGCCCAGAAGUCCAGUUGAGCCUGAGUCUUGGGAAACCUGAGGGUUGGCUUUGUCCUUUGGGGUAAUUGUUACUGCCCCUGUGGCUAGUGAUCCAUAUACAUGGGUAAAAGGUGGUAGUAGGGGCCUUCAGCCUUCACCUGAGGUUAACUAAUCUCUGGUUUUUUCCCAGACAUGGAAGAAAAAGUAAGAAGCUGUGAGACUCUGAGGCCCCAGCCCUAAGGCAGUACUUUCCUUCCCCCCAG